This is a messenger RNA of Fusarium tjaetaba, 6570 nucleotides long. Its product is annotated as CDC39-like protein. Bases 1 to 6570 code for a protein of 2189 amino acids. Gene Ontology annotation, biological process: nuclear-transcribed mRNA catabolic process, deadenylation-dependent decay. The transcript has 4 exons. The record is from RefSeq and is a predicted model, not a curated record. Gene Ontology annotation, cellular component: CCR4-NOT core complex; P-body. Gene Ontology annotation, molecular function: molecular adaptor activity. NCBI's taxonomy places the organism in Eukaryota, Fungi, Ascomycota, Sordariomycetes, Hypocreales, Nectriaceae.
AUGGUCCCACCACCUCGAGCGGGAUCAUUUUCGCCCAAUCCUGCGCAGAUACUACAGACGGGUGCGAGCCAUUCUCCUCACCCAUCGCAGGCCGCCAUUCUCAGUGCUGGCGCAAGCCCAAGCGCCAGCAGUCCAACGGGCACUAAUUCCCUGACCAAGAUCGUCGUGGCACAGGUCUAUCUUCUACUCAGUACUAUCAAGGAGGACAAGGACCGUGCUAAGUGGGAGCUGCAGGUUGACCAAUUGAACAAGCUCAUCGAUGAACACGGAAUGGAAGUGUUUACUAAGUACUUCACCCGGCUCGUUGCCGGCAAUGCGCCCCAGAUAUUCCCUGGCCUCAACAGGCCCGGCACAAGCCCCAACAACUAUCACAUUCUUGUUGCCGAGAUGCAGAAGAUUUCGCACGAUCCCAAUCAAGCAAGUAAGAUUGCUGAAUCGAUUGAGAGUGCCACAGAGGAUAUCUUCCGCGACUUUGAUCUUUCUACCUUUAUGGAACAUUUCAAGCUCGAUGCAUUAGAGAAGACCAUAUUAGCUCUGGCCUUUAAGCUCACUUCUCGAGCAGAUUUAAAGACGAAAGCCGACGCUAUAUUAUCUACUAACUUCCCCUCCUUCAUCGAUAUCCUUUCUCGAUUUGACCUCGACGCCCAUGCCGAUCUGACCCCAUCUUUUAUCGCCCUGAUUCUGGACCGGUUUCUUCAAUAUCAUCCUCCGAGCUUCAAUGCUUCUUCUAUGCGCGAAUUGGAAACACGUGUCAUCAGCCGAUGGAUGGACCAGUCUCCCGAGCGUACACCGCCUUCCGAAAUCCUCGCGGCUCUGGAUCUCAGUCGAGUGCUCGCCGAUAGGCCUUUCAAUGGGCUAGUUCGAUAUAUCCAAAAGACGGGCCUCGAUUUCACCAGAGACGAGGAAACAUGUGUCUCUUAUUUACAGAACCGCCCCAGUGGCUUGCAGUUGGGCCCCGAACAAGUUUCAGCUGCGAUGACCUUCACUGCAAUUAGUCAAAGCCCACAGCAAGAUACUGGUGUUCUGGUUGCUGCUCUCAGGAGAGUCCUACCGAAGUCAUUCGACUGGAUGGAGGUCAUCAUUCUGUUCGACCAACCAUCGACUCGUGUCUCUUCCCAGCAGUUCCUUCGACUUUACCAGGCUUUCUUGCCAAUUGCACAAGACUCCAAGUCUGGCUUGAUAGUGGAUAUUCAGAGGUUAUGGGGUGGCGUUUGGAGGAAUCCAGAGGCUCAGCUCUCUUUUGUUAGUGCCUAUGCCUCUUUAACUCCUGAUCAGCUUGACGCGACGACGAUUCCCGGGCUCCAGCGCAGCAUUACUAUUGAGGAAUACGCAAACUCGCCUGAGAAUGUACAAGAGCGAGCAGUUGUCGCCGUCAAGCAUCCGUUAAUAUCCGUUGCUGCUCUCUCCUCGAUCUUCAAUGUCGCGCUUAGUUCCAUGAUGGCGUCGACGAGUAUCGAGGCCAAGAGGCUCUUCCAAGAAGUGGUAGUCCCGAAUCUGGACAUCUUCCUGGUCUCCGCUUUCGAAGUUCCUCGGCAGCAUUGGGCCCCAAUGGCCGUUGAAACACUCAGUUCUUUGUUCGAAAAUUUUCUUUAUAAGCGUUCGCCCCAAUACGACUUUGUUCUGGAUAGUGUCUGGAGGAAAGACAAGAACUGGGUCAUUCAGCGCUUGGUAGACACUCAUGCUGUUAAGCCGAUGGACCUCCCGGUUAUUCUUGAGCACGCUGUAAAGCAUAACUGGCUUGACACACUGGUGUACCAGUCAAAUGGAUUUGGAGUCGAUUUAGCCGCUCUGGCCCACGCUGAAGGAUACUUGGACUUGUCCAAGUGGGCACGGUUCAAUGCUGACCGGAGUGAAGAGAUGUAUAAUACUCUGCUUCAGUUCUUGAUGAUAAAGGCCAACUUGGAGAGCCAGUUUCAGCGAGGAACUUCUGAUGACUCUUCUGUUAAGAACACAACGACCCUCCAAGUUCGUACCGUAUCAGCGUUACUGCAAAUUCUCGAAGACUUUUCGCCCAGUCCUCCUAGGCCAGAAUUGAUCCUGGUUCAGCGCGCUUGCAUUAUUGCCUACCCCCGACUGAUCAACUACGGUGAGGGUUACGACGAUGUCAUCGACGCCAAUGGAAGGGAUGGGAACCUCCUGUCUCCGACCGCCAACACCAGGAUGGAGGAGCACUACAAGAAGAUGUAUAGUGAUGAGGUACAGGUUCGCAAUAUAGUUGAGGUCUUAGACCGCUAUAAGCAUUCCAGGGAUCCUCUGGAUCAGGACGUUUUCGCAUGCAUGAUCCACGGGCUCUUUGAUGAGUAUUCUCACUAUGCCGACUAUCCUCUGGAAGCUCUGGCAACAACCGCAGUUCUAUUCGGUGGCAUCAUUUCGCAUAAGCUCGUUUCAAACUUGCCUCUUCAAAUUGGAUUAGGCAUGAUUUUGGAGGCUGUUAAGGACCAUUCUCCUGAUGAACCUAUGUACAAGUUUGGCCUUCAGGCACUGAUGCAGUUGUUCAUUCGCUUUCGAGAAUGGCCUGCCUUCUGCAGGCAGCUCUGCCAGAUACCCGGACUCCAUAACACGGAAGUUUACAAAAAGGCGGAGGAGGUUGUUCGUGAGCAUGAAGAAGAGUUGGCCCGUGGGCGUAACGGCGCCGGAACGCCUCAUGGACUAGGAUUUCAAGGCGAUGGUUUCCCUAAUGGAAACUCGGAUGAGCUGGCCAAUGUUGAGCGUCAAGCGCCUGCGUUUGCUGCUCUGAAUGUCGAUCCGCCAGCUAUGGACGUUGAGUUCGAAGAUCCUGACGAGGGAGCCCAGGACAAGGUCCAGUUCGUUCUCAAUAAUAUCACCGAAGGCACACUACAGGCCAUGUGUCAAGAACUUCGAGAGACCAUGGAGCGCCGGCAUCAGCAAUGGUUUGCUAGCCAUCUUGUUGAGGAGCGCGCCAAGAUGCAGCCAAAUUACCAUCAUGUUUAUCUCGAACUGGUCAAGCUGUUUGAAGACAAGGCUCUCUGGAGUGAGGUCCUGAGAGAGACUUACAUCAGCGUGUGCCGAAUGCUGAACUCGGAGGCGACCAUGCAGAACUCAACGGAAAGGACUCACCUCAAAAAUCUCGGAGGCUGGCUAGGUCUUUUGACUCUGGCACGAGAUCGUCCUAUCAAACACAAGAACAUCGCCUUCAAGCAGCUUUUAAUUGAGGCUCACGAUACGAAGCGACUCAUCGUUGUUAUCCCGUUCGUAUGCAAAGUUCUGACUCAAGGCGCCUCCUCAGCCGUUUUCAGGCCCCCGAAUCCAUGGCUUAUGGAUAUCAUCCAUUUGCUAAUUGAGCUUUAUCAUCAUGCCGAGCUGAAACUCAAUCUCAAGUUUGAGAUUGAGGUCUUGUGCAAAGGUUUGAACCUUGAUCACAGGAGUAUCGAGCCUUCGGGCGAAAUCCUGAACCGGCCUGUCAUUGAAGAGCCGGCGGAGACCCUGGCCCCUGAGCAACUAGAUGCGUUUGAGAAUCUAUCGCUCAAUGGCAUCGGGUCCGGUGUGGGUGCUGGACUCUCACCUCAGGCUCUUGCGCCAACCAUUCCUGACCUUGGUCCCCUGAUUACUAUCCCCCCAACUAAUGAGAUGGUUGUCAGCACUACUCGUCUUCAUGAGAUUGUCCGUACGGCCCUCAGCCGUGCUCUGCAAGAUAUAAUCCAGCCUGUCGUUGAUCGCUCUGUUACUAUUGCCGCCAUAUCCACGCAGCAGAUGAUACACAAGGACUUUGCUAUAGAGCCCGACGAGAACCGUGUACGCAACUCUGCUAUUAGCAUGGUGAAAGCCACCGCCGGUAGCCUUGCCCUCGUUACGUCCAAAGAACCCCUUCGCGCCAACUUCACUAACUACAUGCGAAAUCUCUCGACCGAUCUCUCUCAAGGACUCCCCGAGGGCACAAUCAUUAUGUGUGUUAACUCAAACCUGGACUUAGCCUGCAAUAUCAUUGAGAAGCAGGCUGAGGAAAGGGCUGUCCCCGAAAUCGAGGAGAUGAUCGAACCGGAGCUCGAGGCUCGUCGACGACAUCGUCUCCAGAGACCUAACGAUCCUUACUUCGACUCAAGCCUCAGCCGAUGGGCCAUGGCUAUUCCUAAUCCUUUCAAGUUAUCACCGAAUGUCAAUGGCCUCAACCCUGAGCAGAUGGCUAUUUAUGAAGAUUUCGCCAGGCAGCCACGAAGCGCCACGCUUCCCGCGCCUUCACACGGCCCGUCAGCAUCCGAUGCUACUAGAUCCUUGGCCAAUGAGGUGCUCCAGGAUCAAUUUAGUUCUAUCCCUAGUAUUCCGACUCCUGCGGAGACCCCCACAAUUCAGCAACAUUUGGGUGCUCAGAUGCAGCCCUAUGCACCCCCUCAUACCGCUUCUAAUGCAAUGACUAACGGUAGAUCACCCGGCUUCCAGAUGGAUGUUCGUAAUCUAGCCGAGCGGGUCAACAAGCUACUCCAGGAACUCAUGAGGGUAGCCACCGAGUCUCCCCAUGAACACUUCCUGGAUCUACCGCGACCAUCUCCUCUUGUGGACGUUGUUGAUGCACUCGUUCAGCACAUCAUCAAGACUUCGCAGAGCCAUGAAGAUUUUUCCAUUUACGCUGCGGAACAAAUCAUUCAGCUCAUUUUCUCGCAGGUUGACGACAACCUGGCUUUGGAGAGCUUAGUUCAUGUUUUGGAGACGCUUAGGAAGAUCGCUGGCCCUGUCCUCAACAGCCGCGUUAGAACUCUCUUCAGCCAGCAGCCUGGCUCCACCUUCUUGAGUUUACCUCUGCUCGCAGCCUUGGUUCGAACGGACCUUUUGGAUUGGAGAAACAUCGAUCUAGCCAUGUCGAAAGCACUGCAGGCACGCAAAGAGGGAUCUCUUGACUUUUUGGAGCACCUGCUCGACCUCACGCUGCUCGACUCCCGUCCGAUUGCUUUGUAUGCCGACUUUGCCCUGACGCUGGACGCAGCUUGGUCAUGGAUCUCGGAUGAUCCCGAUUCUGCCCCUGGGCAACGCGUCAAGUCAAAGCUCACCAAUUCCGGUCUGACAAGGCCGACUCACGCUGACAGUCAGGCUCUCCAACACGAACAGAUAGAAUAUGUUUUCGACGAAUGGAUCCAUCUUUGCCGCAACCACAAUGCCUCUGAGAAGGCUGUCACGGCGUUCGUGCAGCAGCUGCACGCUAAAGGGGUCAUGCAGAACAGGGAUGACCUCUUUGUCUUCAUCCGCGUCACCAUCGACCUGUCGAUUGAGCGCUUCGACUACAUUGUCCACAGUGGUUCCCUUGCCGAUGCCUAUGUCAUGGUAGAUGCCCUUGCUAAGCUCAUUGCAACGUUCAUCAGUAUGGGCUUUGAGCCAACAUCUACUCGUCCCGCAUUUAUCGACUCGGUGCUUUCACUUAUUGAGCUCAUUCUUGUCAACCACCAUGUUAAGCGCGGGGAGCAGCUGAGCCAGCGCGUUUUCUUCAGAUUGCUAUCCAUGCUCUUUUACGAAAUUCAGGGGAUUUCGGAGAGCCUGGCUGAGGAUGAGCGCCGUGAAAUUCUUCUGAGGAUCGCUCGGCGACUGUUCAAAAUCAACCCCUUAUAUGUUCCCGGCUUCGUUUACGGCUGGAUGUCUCUUGUUCAGCACCGUGCUUUCAUGCCAGCAAUUCUACAGCUGCCCAACGGUGUUGGCUGGGGCCCCUUUUCCGACCUGCUUUGCCAGUUGCUAGACACUCUCGGUGAUCAGUUGAAGGUUUUUGAGGUAUCCAACGUUGCCAAAGACAUUUACCGGGCUUGCUUCAAGCUGCUCGUCAUUCUACAGCACGACUUCCCCGAAUUUGUCGUGGCCAAUCACGCCAAGCUUUGCUCUAGCAUUCCACCUCAUUGCACGCAGCUCAUUAACGCUGUCCUGGCUGCAAAUCCCCAGCAGAGCCCUAGGUUCAACGAGCUUGGUGGUAAGAUCCAGUUCGACGAUAUGCGCCUCUUUGCCGGACUUAUGAAUGAGGCCAGCGUGACACUUCAGUCUCGCAGUCUUCUCAAAGUCCUAGACCAAGCACUUCAGAAUGGACCAAAUGAAGAUAUCGUUGCCAACAUCACCCACGCCAUGACACAUGACACUCCAAAGGCAUCUACUUAUGGCCAUGUGCCUGUCGUCGCCAACACGAGCGUUAUUGACGCUGUCGUUUUAUACAUUGGACACCGUGCUGUGGAGAAGGCAACCCAAACUGGCGCAGACCUGUCCGUAACUGGUGACGAGAAUGAAGUAUCACUUCUUUCUCUGAUCAUUCACGAACUCCCUGCCGAGGCCAGAUAUUAUAUCCUUGUCAGCCUAGUCAACCAACUUCGAUAUCCCAGCGCCCACACUGCCUUCUUCAGCCAGGCGCUCCUUUCCAUCUUUGCCAAGGAUCUUGGCGAUCCUGAGGAAGAUGAAUUCCGCGAGGACAUCACCCGAGUGCUGCUUGAGCGACUGGUUAGUUUCUGGCCUCAACCAUGGGGUCUGCUGUACACUGUUGUGGAGCUUGUGAAGAAUGAAGACAAGUAUGGAUUCUUCAAACUUCCUUUCAUCGAUGACGAGAGUCAUGAGGUUGCCAAAAAGUUUGCAGACGUGCUUCAACGAGCAUAG